Molecule: messenger RNA, 1216 nt
Organism: Chara braunii
Lineage: Eukaryota; Viridiplantae; Streptophyta; Charophyceae; Charales; Characeae
Source: the annotation of a GenBank genome assembly
UUGUGUGGAACUCACGGUGAUCGUUUCAUCUGCAGAUUUGAAUUGACGACAGCUAUUGAUGGGGACUCGCUUGCGUUUACGCUCCUCUGGGAGCAGCCGCGCUGGUCCGUCGUCCCAAAGGGGUCAGGCCCUGAGGGAACUGCUUGAUGGACGCAACACCUACGAGGAGCUGGAGGAAGAAGACCCAGGGGCCGGGUUUGAAUUGCUUCGGCGACAAACCUUGAGGCCGGAGGAGGAAAUGGAGCAGGCAACACAGCGUGAGGAGAUGAGGGACCUGACGCAGAAGUACGAAGCCGCUGCAUCUCAAGCGGCGGAGCUAACAGUUGCCCACUCGAUCACUCCGGAGGAGACGGACAAUCUUGUGGCAGAGGUGAUGAGGUAUAUGAUUUUCAAGAACUUUCAGCAGCCGUCGGUGCCGGUGAAGAGGGAGGAGUUGAACCAGAUUGUGAACAAGCAAUACAAAGAAAGGCGGCAGCUUCCGGGGUACAUAAUAGCGCUAGCGCAGGCGAAAUUCCCUGGGUGUUUUGGGAUGGAGAUGCGGGAAGUCACGGGGAGCGCAAGGAGGAGGGGGGGGGCAAAAGAACGAGCAUCGACUUCGCAGUCGCAGGCUGGGCUCAAGCUCUAUGUUCUGCGCAGCAUGCUGCCUGCCGAUUUACGUCAGGAUUUCAUCGAGACCGACCAUUCACUUGCUUACCAAGGUCUGGCUAUGGUGGUCAUGAGUGUGAUCGACAUGGCGGGCGACAAGAUCUCUGAAGAUUCGUUGUGGAGGCAAUUGACGAAACUCGGUGUCAGGGCCGACGACGACUGUCACCCGGCGUUCGGCAAUGUGGAGAACAUGAUGCAGAUGCUCGCCAAGCAGAGGUACGUUGUCCGAAAUAAGGAGGUGACGGCCGACGGCGACACAUAUUUCUUAGAGUUGGGUGAAAAUGCAAUGGAGGGGGUUGGAAAAGAGCGGCUGCAGAACUUUGUCUCAAAAAUUUUGAAAGACUGAUCUUGGUGGACAAGGUAGAGAGAGGGAAGUCGCCAUUGAAAGCCAGUAGCGCAUGCUUUGGGGUGGGGGUACUCUGGGUAUGCUGUUUACGCGUGUCAUCCUUGCGCAGGGGCCAUUUGCUAAUUUACCCUUCUCUGUAUCGUUCCAAUUUUAACGGAUGUCCCGAAGGACGGGUAUGCUGUUUACUACUAGACAAGAACACUGGAAUGAACUGAAAAAUCGUGU